AUGGUAAUCCAGUUGAUAACAAACCCAUGGCCAAUCCAUGGCUGUUUUCAAAAUUCCUGUGUGUUUACUGUCAAACUGUCAAGGUGUAAUGCAACCGUAAAUGUGGGCUAUUUAUUGAUCAAACCUUUGUUGUUAAUCGUCUGAUAAAUGUAAGAGUACACUGUGUGUUGCGGGCAAGCUCGAGCGAAAUGUUCAAAAACACAUUUCAGUCCGGUUUCCUUUCCAUUCUUUACAGUAUAGGGAGCAAACCUUUACAAAUUUGGGACAAAAAGGUGCGAAAUGGGCACAUAAAGAGGAUCACGGACAACGACAUUCAGAGUCUAGUGCUAGAAAUAGUUGGCACCAAUGUUAGCACCACGUACAUUACGUGUCCUGCUGAUCCUAAAAAAACGCUUGGUAUCAAGCUGCCUUUUCUGGUUAUGAUAAUAAAGAACCUGAAGAAAUACUUCACCUUCGAAGUCCAGGUUUUGGAUGACAAGAAUGUACGUCGAAGGUUCAGAGCAAGCAAUUAUCAGUCUACGACUCGGGUGAAGCCCUUCAUUUGUACCAUGCCAAUGCGGCUUGAUGAAGGUUGGAAUCAAAUCCAGUUCAAUCUGGCAGAUUUUACUCGAAGAGCCUAUGGAACAAAUUAUGUAGAAACUCUCAGGGUACAAAUACAUGCAAACUGCAGAAUUAGAAGAGUUUACUUCUCAGAUAGGCUGUAUUCAGAAGAUGAACUUCCAGCUGAGUUUAAGUUAUUCCUACCAAUACAAAAUAAGACCAAAACCGCUGUAGCAACAUAAAAUUUCAUCAGUGUAAAACAAACUUGUAAUGUCUUUAACUUAGUAAAUGUAUUUAUAAGUCUA
This is a messenger RNA of Helicoverpa zea (corn earworm), 845 nucleotides long. RefSeq names its product cilia- and flagella-associated protein 20 (gene Bug22). Gene Ontology annotation, biological process: regulation of cilium beat frequency involved in ciliary motility; cilium assembly; positive regulation of cell motility. NCBI's taxonomy places the organism in Eukaryota, Metazoa, Arthropoda, Insecta, Lepidoptera, Noctuidae. Gene Ontology annotation, cellular component: motile cilium; ciliary basal body. The record is from RefSeq and is a predicted model, not a curated record. The transcript is spliced from 2 exons. The coding region runs from base 189 to 782 and encodes 197 amino acids.